ACUUCAGGUCCUUUGCCAGCCUAUAAUCCCUAUAUCUCUGGCAUUGAACUGUGUCAGAUGCCGUUAUGGCCAUUGACAUAACGACUUUGAAGCGGCACAAGAACAACGUCAUCGGAAACCCGACUGCGAAACUCGCUCUUGCCAGCAACUUCUCAUUUCUCCAUGCCCUUGUGGGGUGCUUGAAUGAUGAGAGCUCCGAGAUAGCGGUGCAAAUCGAGGCCGCGCAAAUCAUCUCUUCGCUUUCCUACGGGUCAUCCACAGCACUAGAAACUCUGCUUCGAGUGAAUGCACACGGUGAAAUACUUCAAGCUCUCUAUCAUUCAAAUAACGAAACACCAUUAGCACUUCGGUCUGCUCUCGCACGCGCACUGCGAGCUGUCGCGGUUGCAACAGCAGACGCAGUAGGCCCAGCAUUAUGGGGCUUAGGGAACGAUGCAUCUCUCUCCGGAACGCAUGAUGACGCAAAACUCGUGUACGAUUACUUCUUUCAGCUGGAGGUUUUGGACGUCUACCUUCCCCUCCUUGAACCAUCUUUACCCCGAGCACCAGAAUCGUCAGGGGUUCCUCUUUCCAACUCCGGCUCUAGCUCCAGAUCGCGGAUAGCAACAACUGCAUCGUAUACGAAUGCAUCUCCUGGGUUGUCAAUAGCCCAGCUUUUGGCUUUCGCGCUGAGAACACAACCUCAUCGAGAAGCUAUAGUAGCGUGGCAACCAGAACACGAGAGGGAGAAGCAGCAUGCGAAAGAGAUGGGUUCUAAGGGAAGGCGAGGGUGGGAGAAGAUUACGAAGGAAGGACCUGGUGAUGGUUCGAAGGAGGGCGGAGGUUGGGUGGCGAGGAAAUUGGUUGAAGGAUUGAAGGCCAAGGAAACCAAGGUGCAAGAAGCUAUGUUGGGCGCUCUUGCAGCCCUUGCAAAGGACAACCCCGAAGUCGCCACAUUAUUGGCACAACCAGCUUUUGAUUCCGCUGGAAAUGAACGUCCAUCGGCACUCUCGCUGGCUCUGACGCUGUGCAAAUCCCGCUCGCCUGAUGUUCAGCUAGCGGCCGCCUUAUGCGCAACACAUAUAAUCCGUGCCGGCUCCUCGCUCAACCCCUCCUCUUCCUCCGCCUUCCAUCCACAUCCCACACUCCCUCACUCACACUCAUACGCUCCAGUCCCACAUCCCCAUUCUUCCUCUCUAGCACAUACUCUUUUUCACCACUCUUCGCCUCCACCAGCACCAGCACCAAUGCCUCACUCCCCUUCUACCUCUGCUCACGCACCAUCCCAUCCUUUACCUCAUCCAUACCACCCGGUUUCUGCCCAUCUAGCUUAUCAUCCACCUCCCACAUCUCCAGGAGCCUCGCACAGUUAUCCGCAUCCGCAUCCACAUUCACCGGCCUCAUCCCCACAUUCUCUCCAUCAUGGACCUGGACACGCGCCCGGAGGCGUAGGAAACAUGCCAUUAGGACUGGACAAAUCCGCCGCCAUGACGGUAUUGCAUGUCCUGAACCGCAUCAUAGGAGGAUCGAGCGUCGGUGCAGGUGCGAACGCCGGAGGGGUGUAUGUGGGGCGAGGAGCGGUGGUCGAUUCGAAUUGGAAUUGGACGAGAGCGAGGGCGUGUUUCGUUUUGCACCAUCUGAUUACGGACGAGAAAGAGUUGUCGCAAACUGCGUUCGACCGGGGCUCGUUGGGCAGGUUAGCAGCGUUGGUGAAGGCUAUUACACCCAUUCCGUCGUCAACCUCUUCCACGAACGGCAAUGGUCACGGUGUAGAUAAUGGCGAAGUUAACACGAGUGGCUUGGGCAUGGGUAUAUCCUCGAUUGGUUCGGGAUUGGGAAUGGGCACGAGUGUCGGAUCUGGUUUGGGUACGUUUGGGAGUAUUGGGAGUAUGCAUACGAGUGCAACGGAUGGUGCGUUAGCUGGCAAUGGUGCUGGCAAUGGCGUGACGGGUAUGGGUGAGGGAGAAGGCUGGGAGGAAGAGGAGGCGGAGAGUAUUGGACGGUUGAGAGAGGCAGCGCUCACGGCGAUUUCAACUCUCGCGUUGAGUUCACCGGAAAUUAGGACGGCCGUGACGGAUGUGCAUCAACUUUUGCCGAUCAUAUCGGUCUCGAUUGGGCAUAGGCUUGUGGGCGUUCGAUUUGCAGCAUGUCAAUGUGUGCGUUCUCUAAGCCGCUCCGUCGCCGUCGCACGGACGAGCCUUGUUGAUACAGGCCUCGGAAUGAAACUAUUCAGAGAAGCCUUCAUGAAAGGGUUCGAUCCAUCUAAACACAUCGCCUCUAACACCACCUCUACGUCAGCCGAUAUUUCAUCGCCUUACGCUAUCUCCUCUUUGUCCUCCUCUGUAACUUCUUCAUUCUCUUCUGAGGAUGAGGGAGACGAUGUGGCUAUGGGUGGGGGUGCGGCGGGCGUGGCGGAGGAGGAGGAGGAGGGCGAGGAUAGGAGGGUGUUGUAUGCUGCGUUGUUGGCGAUUUGUAAUCUGGUCAAUGAACAUUCGCCGUUGAGACAGCCCUUCGUCGAGGCAGGUCUUAUCCCACGUCUCGCAAAUCUGAUGACAUCGUCGCACGUCAAGCUUCGGUUGAACGCACUCUGGGCGGUCAAGAACUUGAUAUAUAAGUGCGACAGUGGGGUGAAGAGGGAGGUUAUGAGGGGGAUUGGGUGGGGUGGACUCGAAAGGUUGCUGAGGGAUCCUGAUCCGGGUGUACAGGAACAGGCUUUCUACGUGAUUCGGAAUUACGCGUCCAGUGAGGAAGACAUCGACAUUAUUUUCCACGAGGUGGGCAGUGAGAAGCUCGUUGAUACCAUCGUAGAUGCAUUGGAGAGUAAGACACCUGAUGUCGUCGUUCAGGCCGCCUGGGCGCUCUGCAACCUGACAAACGGCACACAAGACCACCAAUCCCACAUCCUCUCCAACCCCGAGAUCCUCCCCACUCUCCGAACCCUCCUCGCCGACUCGCCAACCAUCGAAGUCCGCCGCGCAGCCGUCACUUCAGUGCUCGAGAUCGCGAAAACGAGCCCUUGGAAGCACGCAGAGUUGAGGGAGAAAGGGUUUCCGAGCACGCUGAGACAUUUGUGUGAGGGGAGUGGGAGUCUGGUUCCUGCUGGGCAUGGCGUGGGCGGUGGUGGAGGGUAUGUUGGAGGGCUAGGACCGGGAGGCGGGAUGAUUGGGGGUGGGAUGAUGAGUGUGGAGAGGGAGGUUAGGGAUAAGGCGAGGAUGGCGUUGGAUUGGAUCGAGCAUGGGCCUGAGGGAGCUGGACUUGUUAUCUAGGCGAUGAUAUAUUGCUUUCGUGUACUUCUAGCUGUACUGUCUCGCCUUGUCUCUGCCCGCAAG
Stereum hirsutum FP-91666 SS1 is the source of this 3308-nucleotide messenger RNA. RefSeq names its product ARM repeat-containing protein. Lineage: Eukaryota; Fungi; Basidiomycota; Agaricomycetes; Russulales; Stereaceae. The coding region runs from base 66 to 3245 and encodes 1059 amino acids. Gene Ontology annotation, molecular function: protein binding. The record is from RefSeq and is a predicted model, not a curated record. The transcript has 12 exons. Gene Ontology annotation, biological process: proteasome-mediated ubiquitin-dependent protein catabolic process. Gene Ontology annotation, cellular component: GID complex.